Messenger RNA from Bombus huntii, 811 nucleotides. RefSeq lists its product as uncharacterized. Bases 234 to 701 code for a protein of 155 amino acids. NCBI's taxonomy places the organism in Eukaryota, Metazoa, Arthropoda, Insecta, Hymenoptera, Apidae. The record is from RefSeq and is a predicted model, not a curated record. The transcript has 3 exons.
UUUUUUUUUUAAAUAUAUAUAAGCACAGACAAAGAUAUACUUAUCUGUGAUUGAAAACAAAACGAUUGAAGAUCGAAUAUAUCAUAUACGUAGCCGUAUCGAUAUGAAAUUAUUCUUAAUUUUGAUUAUUCCUAUUUAAGAAUGAAUUGCUAAAAUUAACCUCAAAAUUUUCUUUGUGUUGUAGAAACCAUUAAUAUAGCAUAUUUUAAAAGAUUUAAAAAUUCUAGUAAGUUAUGACCAAUGAUGAACCCUGCAGAAGUAUAUGGAAUAAAUUUUGUGACUCUGUAAAUAGUGGAGUAUUUUGGACUUCCACGGAAUUUAAAUCAGCAUGUCCCCCGAAAAAGAAAAAGAAAAAGCCGGACGAAGAACUCAGUAAGGGAAUGAAAUUAUCAGAUGAAGAUACAAAAGAUGGUGUAGAUCCCUCGUUUUCAAAAAAAUCGCCGUAUCAAAGUCCUAGUGAUAUUUGCCCCGAUGUUAAAUCUUCUUGUUAUAUUAAGAUGCAGGAUCCUUGUAGACCAUGCUGUUGCGAUGAUAAACCAAAGCCACCACCUUGCCCGCCAAACCGCCGCCCACAACGAUCACGGGAAACAAUCUGUGGUUGCGAACUUUGUCAGAAAAAUCCUAAUCAUGAGAAAUGUUGUGAUAAGAAUAGAGCAUUUCGCGGUAUAGAUAUCAAUCGUGAAUAUUUCGAGAAAGCAUAACAUUUUUUUUUACUAUAUGUCGGUUUAUAUUCUCUAUAUGUAGAAUGAAAUUACUAAGAAGUGACGUCACUUAUUAUAUUUUCAUCAAAUGAUUUUAAUCAAAUAUAUAU